GUCAUCUACUUUUAUUUGUCAAUAAAGCUCAGGACGUCAAAUAUAUAAAAUUUAUUUCUGAACUACGCCUAUAUAAAUUGAUAUUUGGCAUUAAUAAUUGGAUAAUUUGAAUUUAUGAAUAACAAGUGACCGUCUGCCUUUAUAAGUUACGUGGGCUGAGACAUAGCCGAGUAUAAUCAAAUCAGUCAUCUAUAAUUUUAGUUUUUGUGUUUCAGAUAUGUCGGAGCAAGUAUUAGAUAAAGAGACUUGGCCAGCUGAAGCGGAAGCAGCCAUCAACGAUAUCCGAAAACAUGUCAAUUCAGCUCAAGUAUCCUCUAAAGUGAGGAGCACCAACCAGAAGAUCUACAUUAAUCUCACGACUUUGGAAAAUGCAGAAUAUUGCGUCGAAAUGUCCGCCUUGGGAUUCAGGGUCGUCGGCAGAAAAUAUGACGACACGAGCCUGUCUACCAUAGAAAACAUGAAUUACGAGACGCCCUACGCUUUACUCAACAACAUCAGUCAGAAGUACAGGGAAUCAUUCGGCGGUGAACUCAUGAACAAACUGCUACACCUGGCUAAGAAAUCAGAAGGCUGAAUCCGAAAUCGACUAUGUCAAUUUGGGGUCUGUAGUAUUUUAUUUAAAAACGUAGUGUGUUUUUGCUUUACGGUUUAUAGAGAACGUUUACAUCUUACAAGAUAUUGGUACUAAACUGCAUUUAUAAAUUAUAAGACGAACUCGACGUAUUUGUUUAGAUUACUUUUAACCAUUAUUUUAGUUUAUUAUAUUAUAUCAAAUUUAUAUACAUGACUUACAUACAUGACAUAGAAAUUAUGUUGUUUGUUAUAUAAAAUGUAAAUCAGAUUUGAUGCUCAUAUUGUUUAAUCAAUCACGUUAAGAUCUGGAUCUUUUAAGCGUUUAUUGUAUAGUUUAAAUGAAUGUUGCCAUACUUUGUUUUUGUAUUAGUAACAGAUGAUAAUUUUCACUAUUUAAGUCAAGUGCACAUAAAAAUAACUAUAACGAUGUUAUCUUUAUUUAAGUAAUUAUUUAUUGGAUUCAAUAUCGGAGCUUAUUUGAGUAUGUAUUAAAAAGAGCAGACUGAGUACAAAUAUAUGUGAACUUUAGAAAAAUAUACAAUUGUAGCACGGUGUUGCAAAAUGCAAAA
Molecule: messenger RNA, 1142 nt
Organism: Vanessa atalanta (red admiral)
Lineage: Eukaryota; Metazoa; Arthropoda; Insecta; Lepidoptera; Nymphalidae
Product: GSK3B-interacting protein
Exons: 2
Coding region: 218-574 (118 amino acids)
Biological process (GO): regulation of canonical Wnt signaling pathway
Cellular component (GO): cytoplasm
Molecular function (GO): kinase regulator activity; protein kinase A binding
Source: RefSeq, a predicted model, not a curated record